Daphnia pulicaria is the source of this 810-nucleotide messenger RNA. RefSeq lists its product as uncharacterized. Gene Ontology annotation, biological process: sleep; regulation of synaptic transmission, cholinergic; positive regulation of voltage-gated potassium channel activity. Bases 126 to 659 code for a protein of 177 amino acids. NCBI's taxonomy places the organism in Eukaryota, Metazoa, Arthropoda, Branchiopoda, Diplostraca, Daphniidae. The record is from RefSeq and is a predicted model, not a curated record. The transcript has 3 exons.
GGAGAACUCUUUCACCGUUCUUCAGUUCCUUCUGCUGCCAAGCCCAGGUAAGGGCGUCAACAAAAAAGCUCUCAUCUAAAAGUUUACCUCAAGUUUGGCAUGAUCAUUUUAUCAACCAUUUCAACAUGAAUAUCCUCUCACUGCUCGCUAUCGGAGUGAUUCUUCUCGUGCCCGAUGUCCACGGUGCUGUAAAGCGCUGCUUCAAGUGCCGUUCCAGAGGCGAACUAGGCGAUUGCCGCAAUCCGGACGAGAGGACGUCAAGUCUAUCGAGCACUGGAAGGAAUCCAUUCCUUUCGUCAGCUGACAGAGAUCAAACGACCCGAAGCAAUUCCAAUGCUUUUGGGAGCAAUUUUGAGAGUUCCGGCUCUUGGGGUGGUGUCGAAGCUGUUCCAUGCUCAUCGGGGUGGUGCGCCAAAGUGAUAGAAGGCAAAGGAACGUUCAAGGCUGAAGAGUACGGAAUGGCAACUGAGCGAAUGUGUCUGCAACGACCGCCUCAAGAUUUACGCGAACGAUGUGCCAUGACAGUUCGAGGCAAUCAAGAAGUGUUCAUGUGUUUUUGUAAAGGUGAUUUGUGCAACGGUCAACCUUCAUUCGCAGCUCCCCUACACCUGAUCGCCGGCCUCGCCCUGUCCACUUUAUUCAUCUGGCGUGCUGUUUGAAAAGUAAAUCAUUGUGCAAUAGAAAAAGAAAAUCAACAUUCCCUCCACUCAUACCACAAACAGCACCUUUGUUUUUCCAAGCAGUUUUUCACAACAUUUACUUCGUUGACAGGAAAUAAAUCAUUUUCGUUUCGCUUUUAAGACAAAGUAA